This is a messenger RNA of Triticum dicoccoides, 637 nucleotides long. Its product is annotated as 40S ribosomal protein S27. The transcript is spliced from 3 exons. Gene Ontology annotation, molecular function: structural constituent of ribosome. Lineage: Eukaryota; Viridiplantae; Streptophyta; Magnoliopsida; Poales; Poaceae. Gene Ontology annotation, biological process: translation. The record is from RefSeq and is a predicted model, not a curated record. The coding region runs from base 103 to 363 and encodes 86 amino acids. Gene Ontology annotation, cellular component: ribosome.
ACCGUCUCCACUUUCUCUACCCCCUCGCCGCCGCCGCCUCUUCGGAUCGUCCCUGCCGGAGACCAGAGAGCGCGGUGCCCGAGCAAACCCUAGCCUCCCACGAUGGUGCUGCAGAACGACAUCGACCUGCUGAACCCGCCGGCGGAGCUCGAGAAGCUCAAGCACAAGAAGAAGCGCCUCGUCCAGUCUCCCAACUCCUUCUUCAUGGACGUCAAGUGCCAGGGCUGCUUCAACAUCACUACUGUGUUCAGCCACUCACAGACCGUCGUGGUGUGCCCAGGCUGCCAAACGGUGCUCUGCCAGCCAACGGGUGGCAAGGCCAGGCUCACCGAGGGUUGCUCCUUCCGCCGCAAGGGCGACUAAACAGAAGUCUAUCUUUAAAAGCAAGCCGAUGUUGAACUCUAGUUUUUCAGGGGUGUUGGUCUGAAAAUUUUGCAAUGUCUGGCAAAUUGAAUCCAUCUUUGGUAAUUUGGUAUCUAGCUCGAGCAAUAUUCCGUUUGGGCUGUGAGGUCAGACUAGUAGUACCUGCCAGGUAAUAUGGUGGUCUGAUGAAUUGUUGUUCCUAAUGAUGCUGUUUGCCCUCGCUGGUAUAUGACUCUUGAAUCGUUUGUUGCUUGUAUUUUCUGUUUGUGUUUGU